AUGAGCGCACAGUCCAUCAACCAUCAACGAGGGAAUCAACUUUUCAAAGACGGUCAAUAUGAGGAAGCGAUUGCAGUCUUUUUACAAUGUCACAAAGAGGAGAAAGUGAAGAAGGGAGCGUUCUAUUCGAACAUUUCGUUAUGUUAUAUGAAGCUUGGGCAACCGCAAGAAGCAUUAAAAUAUGCGCGGAUGUGUGUAUCAGAGACUCCUGAUUUUGAUAAAGGGUAUUUCCGGUUGUAUUACGCAGCCCUCGAGACCAAUCAACUUGGGACUGCAUUAAUAGCCGCGCAGUAUGCACCUGACCAAUUAGACAUCAACAAAUUGUGGGAGGAUUAUUUCAUGUCGACUAUUUUUGAAGUGAAGGAGAUCAGUGAGACGCUUGGGAAAGGAGUUUUUUCAAAGAAGGAACAUCAAGUGAAUGAGAUUAUAUAUACGGAGACGCCAGUAAUAGCAUCUGCGAAGUAUAAGAACUAUAAGAACUGUUGUUUAUAUUGCUUGAAGGCUUUAUUUCCGAAUGAAAGUAAUACAUAUACUUCAGUGUUUAAUACUAACGUGGUGAAAGGAGUGAAGUGUAAGUGUGGAUAUGUCUACUGUUCUAAGAAAUGUCAAGACUUGGACGUCGGACAUCAACUUGUGUGUGGGAAGUUGAACAAAGUUGUCUCAUUUUGCACAGAAAGGUGUGUGUCGCACCCACUGACGAUCACUAAAAUGUUUGCGAAAGUCCUCAGCGCGACGUAUAGAGAACCGACGAUAUAUCCCUUUGUUGUGUUCCACGCACAACCCCUUGUGAAGUUUGAUAUGACGGUAGAAAAGAUCUUUGUCGAGAUCUUUGGAAACAAAUUGGAGACUUUUCAAGACUUUGGAGGGUGGAAGUAUGUCUAUAGAAUCAUGUCUUCAGUAUUGAAGUAUAAUGCGUCGACGAUACUUCCAUUAAAUGCAAUUCAAAUGUUGGCAACAGACCCUCAAAAGAAAGUGUUGAGUAAAGAAGAAGCACUGAACUGGGAAGUCUCCAAGUUCAGUGUAGAAGGGGAAGGUCUUUAUAAAUAUUUAAAUACUCUCAAUCACUCGUGCGACCCAAAUUGCGUCUUGGCAUGCACUACAGACGACUUCAAACUGUCGUUGAUCGCAUUGAAAGAUAUCAAAGCUGGAGAGGAACUUACUAUAAGUUAUAUCGACAACUCAAUGAAUAAAGAAACAAGGCUGAAAACACUUAUGGAUCAGUACAACUUCGAUUGCAAGUGUAAGAAGUGUUGUGGCAAUUGA
Molecule: messenger RNA, 1263 nt
Organism: Entamoeba invadens IP1
Lineage: Eukaryota; Evosea; Mastigamoebida; Endamoebidae
Product: set and mynd domain containing protein, putative
Exons: 1
Coding region: 1-1263 (420 amino acids)
Molecular function (GO): protein binding
Source: RefSeq, a predicted model, not a curated record